CUUAAAGGAAACGAAGGCCUAAAACAGCCCAAAAGGCCAAUCAAACUGCGCUGUAAAACUAGAAGAGAAGAAAGCUUACACCCAAAGUUCAGCCAUGGCGGGUUCCGAUCCAAACAAGUUGAUGGCCAAAGCCGAUAAAUUAACGAGGCUCAGUCUUACAAGGUGGAGUGCAGAUUGGAAAAGCGCUACUCUUCUGUAUGAACAAGCUGCUAAUGGGUUUAGGAUUGCCAAGGAUUAUGAGAAAGCAAAGGAAGCAUUGGAAAAAGCAUCAAAAGGACAAGAAUUGAUCUCUUCACCCUGGGAUGCUGCAAAGCAUAUGGAGUCAGCUGCUGCUUUAGCAAAGGAGUUGGGAAAAUGGAAUGAAGUUGCUGAUUUCUAUAGAAGGGCAUCUGAAUUGUACGUUGUGUGUGGGAGAUCACAACCUGCAUCAGAUGCUCUUGCGAAAGGGGCCCGAGCUCUGGAAGAUUCUGUUCCUGAUGAAGCUAUUCAACUUUACACUGAUGCUUGUGUUCUUCUUGAAGAUGAUGACAAGGAUCAAAUGGCCUUUGAUCUAUAUCGUGCUGCCACUAGUGUUUAUAUAAAACUUGAGAAGUACACAGAUGCUGCUGCUUUUCUGUUGAGAUGGGGCUUAGCAGCUGAUAAGUGUAAUGCUACCAAUAGCCAAUGCAAGGCAUAUCUUAGUGCAAUAAUUGUUUACCUCUAUGUUCAUGACAUCAAACAAGCAGAAAAAUGCUACAAUGAUUGCUCCCAGGUUGACACCUUUUCGAGAAGUGAUCAAUGCCGUUUUGCAAGUAAACUUUUUUCUGCUUACACAGAAGGUGACGUUGAAGAAAUUAAACGGCUUUCUCAGUCAAGCACGGUUAAUAAUCUUGAUCACAUGGUCAUCAGGCUCGCCAGGAAACUGCCCACAGGUGAUGUGAGUGCACUGAAGACACAUGCUUCCGACGAGCAAGAACCACUGGACGAAGAUGACCUUACAUAGAUUGCCCCAUAUACCUUAUAAUGUGUUGAUUUUGGUACAUUAAUAUACAAUGAAAGAGAGCUUGUUUUGUAAACAUGUAAAAACAACACUCAUCACUCUUUGGAACACUUUGUAAUCUCAGUUCUUGAUCUUUGCAUUUCAUGCUCCAAAAUAUUUUGGAUGAUAAAAAACAGAACCAGAAUAUUAUAGGAUCUUCCAAUUGAUCCAGA
Molecule: messenger RNA, 1191 nt
Organism: Prunus persica (peach)
Lineage: Eukaryota; Viridiplantae; Streptophyta; Magnoliopsida; Rosales; Rosaceae
Product: gamma-soluble NSF attachment protein
Exons: 9
Coding region: 95-982 (295 amino acids)
Biological process (GO): intracellular protein transport
Cellular component (GO): SNARE complex; vacuolar membrane
Molecular function (GO): soluble NSF attachment protein activity; syntaxin binding
Source: RefSeq, a predicted model, not a curated record